AUGCAGUACAAGUCGCUCACAGCCCUCCUCUUUGCCAGCAUGGCCAUCGCCGCUCCGGCCGACACCAAUACCGAGUCCGAAUCCGCAGAUACAGACUCGGAAUUCACCAUUCCCUCCUCUAUUGCCGUCGUUCUUGCAACCGGCAUCCCUACCUCGUUCUGGGCCGAAGCCACCAACACCGCUGCUUUCCUUUCUCAAGUCGAGCAAGGAAUUGUCUCAAACAACUGGCCCAGCUGGUACAGCAGCCUCCCCGACAGUGUGAAGGAGUAUGUAACCACUGCGGUUGAAGAUUAUUAUCCUUCCUUUGCAUCCUCCAUCGCCGCCGAGAUCACCAGCUCCGGCGCUAGCAGUUCCAGCCCCAGCACUGCCGAGGCCACCUCUACGGGUGCUUCUAGCUCCGAUGCUUCAUCCUCUGAGGCCUCGUCUUCUGCCGAUUCGUCUUCUACUAUUACGGAUUCACCGUCCUCCUCUGCUGCCACCAGCUCGGAUGCUGCUUCUUCCUCUGCUUCGGCUUCAGAGUCCGGAUCUGCUUCAUCCACUUCUGCCGAUGGUGGUGCCGCCCCUACUGGUAUCGCUAUGAGUCUUGUGGGCGCUGCUGGUGUUCUGGGUCUUGCUCUCGCCUUGUAG
This is a messenger RNA of Penicillium vulpinum, 627 nucleotides long. RefSeq lists its product as uncharacterized. Bases 1 to 627 code for a protein of 208 amino acids. Lineage: Eukaryota; Fungi; Ascomycota; Eurotiomycetes; Eurotiales; Aspergillaceae. The transcript has a single exon. The record is from RefSeq and is a predicted model, not a curated record.